AGGGUCACUGUGAAAGAAACGAAGAUUCAGGUGCUGAGUGCUGUGUCAGGGUUCGGGGGAGGGGGGGGCAGGAGCCCAGCUGAUGUCAGAUUUUCAAAUGAGCAGGGUCUCCCGCAUCGGAUACAGACUCUCCUGCGAGGACUGCCAUAGACCCAGACCACCCCACUUGAGAGGGGAGCCUGCUUCCACCUCAGGUCCUCUGGGGAGGACUCUGGUUCAGACGAAGGACUUCUACAAAGGACAGGGCAGGCAGUGAGGUAGUAUCGGUGGGGGUGUGCACAGGGGAUACAAACAGCAGCCAGACCCCCCCACUGGCCAGGCAGUUGGUACGCUCCAGAAUCUGAGCUGCUCCUUCUAGCAUCCUUCAUCCUUCAGGUACCAGGCAUCUGGACAGUGCUUGAGCUGCAGAAACUGAGACCACCCCUCCACGGACCUCCAGUCUGAGCAUCUCUGGUGACCUUCUCUGCAUGAGCUGUCAUUGCUACAGAUAUUUUUAGCUGCAAGUCCCUGCAGGGUGGGGCACCUAUCUGAGGCAGGGUUUGGUGCCCCCUCCCCACUGACCCUACACCCCAGGCUGUUGCCGCCGCCGCCGCUGCCUGUCAUUUCAGGAUGAAAGGAGAGACCCCUGUGAACAGCACUAUGAGUAUCGGCCAAGCACGCAAGAUGGUGGAACAACUUAAGAUUGAGGCCAGCCUGUGCCGGAUAAAGGUGUCCAAAGCAGCAGCAGACCUGAUGACUUACUGUGAUGCCCACGCUUGUGAGGAUCCCCUCAUCACUCCUGUGCCCACUUCGGAAAACCCCUUCCGGGAGAAGAAGUUCUUCUGUGCCCUCCUCUGAACUCAUCUCCCCCCCCCCCCGCCCCGAGACCCGCCCUUAGGUCGGAAAUUGUAGCAGCCCCUUUCUACCCACACCUAUCAUGAGAUUAGCUGGAGCACAAGCCCUCCUUACCCAUGCCUACCCCAUCUCCUCACCCUUUGAGGCCACUGCAAGCAUCUUUUACUCCAUCCAGAGGGACCCCGCUAAACUGCCAGAAUCCUGCCUGAUUCCCUCUGUGAUCCGUUCAGGCAAUGGAGAGGGGGAUGCCCGGGUGCUUGUUCUCAGUCUCACCUGGAGCUAUUGGAAAGGUAAAGGCAUUUGAAGAAUAAAGUCAUCCAGAGCCUCAGA
Molecule: messenger RNA, 1164 nt
Organism: Peromyscus leucopus (white-footed mouse)
Lineage: Eukaryota; Metazoa; Chordata; Mammalia; Rodentia; Cricetidae
Gene: Gng3
Product: G protein subunit gamma 3
Exons: 3
Coding region: 610-837 (75 amino acids)
Biological process (GO): G protein-coupled receptor signaling pathway
Cellular component (GO): heterotrimeric G-protein complex
Molecular function (GO): G-protein beta-subunit binding
Source: RefSeq, a predicted model, not a curated record